CGGCUCCUCGUUGGAAUUACGGGCAUCCCUGCUUCUGGGAAGUCCACGCUCGCCGAACUAGUCACUGAGAAAAUAAAUGCAUUGCUCGAACAUGCCGUCACUGCUGAACAGCAUAGUAUCAGUAGUGGCGAAUCUUCAUCUGACAACGACGGUCCUUCUUCGAGUACUCCUACGCUCAGCGCGAUCCUUGUAGGGCUCGAUGGAUGGCACCUUACUCGAGCUCAACUCGAUGCAUUCCCUGAUCCCAAGCUUGCACACGAUAGACGUGGAACUCACUGGACAUUUGACGGCCCGGCCUAUGUGUCAUUUGUUAAAUCUCUCCGUCGUCCUCUCAGUGAAUUUACAUAUUCUACAUCAGUGAUCACCGCACCUUCCUUUGACCAUGCCCUGAAGGAUCCGACACCUCAUGCCGUCAGUAUCCUUCCACAGCACAGAAUCGUUCUCAUAGAGGGAUUGUACACAUUUCUAUCUAUUGCUCCGUGGGCGGAGGCUGGGAUGUUGCUUGACGAACGCUGGUACAUUCAGUUGGAUGCCGAAGAGGCUUCUAGGAGGCUCGUCAAGAGACAUGUAUCAACUGGGGUUGCGAAGGAUAUGGAGGAGGCCCUGUGGAGAUCGGAACAGAAUGACAUGCCAAAUGGUAAAUUUCUGAUAGCAAACAUGCUCGAGCCCACCAGGGUAAUUCAAAGCAUAGAUGACGUUGUUUUUGCACCCCCACAGUGA
Molecule: messenger RNA, 720 nt
Organism: Heterobasidion irregulare TC 32-1
Lineage: Eukaryota; Fungi; Basidiomycota; Agaricomycetes; Russulales; Bondarzewiaceae
Exons: 2
Cellular component (GO): cytoplasm
Source: RefSeq, a predicted model, not a curated record